AGGGAGUGUUGCCGACGUUUUCAACAUGCUGACCAAGACCUUUGUUGCCCUGGCCUGCCUGGCUGCCACUGCCACGGCCUCCUGGCCCGAUAUUCAAGUGAGCUCGCAGAAUGUGACCGUCUCGGGUCUCAGUGCCGGCGCUUUCUUUGCCGUGCAGUACCAUGUGGCCUUUUCUGCCUCCAUCACCGGCGCCGGCAUUGUGGCCGGCGGCCCCUACUACUGCGCCGAGGACGAGAUGGCCGAGGCCCUCACAAUGUGCAUGAACACUCCCGAGAUGAUCAACCUGGAACGCCUCUACUCGGCCACCGAGGGUUUUGCGGCCAGCAAGUCGAUUGAUGCCACCUCCAACAUGGCCUCGGACAACGUCUACCUUUACUCAGGCACCAACGACCACGUCGUCAACUCGGCUGCCAUGCACAAGCUGCAAACCUACUACGAGCACUACGUCACCAAUGGUAACAUUACUACCGAGUACACUGUCGACUCGGCCCACGGCAUGCCCACCCUUGACUACGGCAACCCUUGCAGCCUUCAGGGCGAGCCCUACAUUCAGAAGUGCGAGUACGAUGGUGCUGGCCACAUCCUCCAGACCCUGUACGGCACUCUGAACCCCCGUGGCACCGCCUCGGACAGCAACAUCAUCUCCUUUGAUCAGACGGCCUUUGGCAGCGCUGAUGCCCUCCUUGGCCCGACUGGUUACAUGUAUGUGCCCACGGCCUGCCGCAAUGCUUCUGCUUGCCGCCUCCACAUUGUCUUCCACGGCUGCCAGCAGCAGAUUGAGCGCAUCCAUGAGGACUACAUCAAGCACACCGGCUACAAUGAGUGGGCUGAGUCCAACAACCUCGUCAUUCUGUACCCUCAGUGCAAGGCCACCGAGCUCGUUGGCAACCCCAACGCCUGCUUCGACUGGUGGGGCUACACCAACAAGCAGUACGCCACCCAGAAUGGCUCCCAGAUGAAGGUUAUCCGCGCCAUGCAGGACAAGCUCACUGGUGCCUCCAAGUAAAGACUUGACCCCACCUGUUCUUCCCUUGGCUUGGGAAGAAGCCCUGCGCGCUCCAUAUACUGCCAGCGCCAGCCCUACAAACCAAAUUGAAAGCCUUAGAGUUGC
Molecule: messenger RNA, 1111 nt
Organism: Monosiga brevicollis MX1
Lineage: Eukaryota; Choanoflagellata; Craspedida; Salpingoecidae
Exons: 8
Coding region: 26-1006 (326 amino acids)
Source: RefSeq, a predicted model, not a curated record